AUGAAGACCAUCACUGACAUUGACAGCGACCCUAUCGCUAUCGACUGGCCGGAGGAUUGGACUCUCACCGCAUUCGCUAGGUUCUCCUGCAUCUCUCAGACAAACGACGGUGACCUGCGCCCUCCUUUGUCCUGGUCUCCCAUUGCUUCCCCUCUCCCGGCGCUUCGACCGAAUGUGCGACCCCGAUACCCAACCUCUCACCGGACUCCAUGUGGUCUCAUAACAAUUUCCUGGACAAAAGCGACCCCCAAUUAUACAAGCGCAGUCGUGCCGCAUACAUCGGGUGCCAACAAGGUCUUCUCACCGGUUGUUUUGAGGGAGGUAGUGUUGGGCGCCAUUAGGAAGUGA
This is a messenger RNA of Penicillium vulpinum, 348 nucleotides long. RefSeq lists its product as uncharacterized. NCBI's taxonomy places the organism in Eukaryota, Fungi, Ascomycota, Eurotiomycetes, Eurotiales, Aspergillaceae. The record is from RefSeq and is a predicted model, not a curated record. The transcript is spliced from 2 exons. The coding region runs from base 1 to 348 and encodes 115 amino acids.